Messenger RNA from Microplitis mediator, 1115 nucleotides. Its product is annotated as pheromone-binding protein-related protein 6-like. The record is from RefSeq and is a predicted model, not a curated record. Gene Ontology annotation, molecular function: odorant binding. NCBI's taxonomy places the organism in Eukaryota, Metazoa, Arthropoda, Insecta, Hymenoptera, Braconidae. The transcript is spliced from 6 exons. Bases 232 to 666 code for a protein of 144 amino acids.
CAACUGACGAACUGUCGUCACUCCUAACUUAGCGAGGGGUCAAGUCGGAUCUUUUUGUUUGCUCUUGAAUUUUAAAGUUUACUUUUUUUUAUCUCUACGUAUAUAUGUAUAUGUAUAUUUAUAUGGAUAUAAAUCGAUAUAUUAAUUAAUUAAAAAAUUAAUAAAAUACUUAAUAAUAAAUUGCAAUCGCAAAAAAAUUAAUUAAUCGGAAAUUAAAAUAAUUAUAUAAUAAUGAAGAAUAUUUUGUUAGGGAUUUGUAUUUUUAUUCCAUCAGUUUUUUGCGGGACGCGACCCAGUUUCGUGUCUGAUGAUGUGAUAGGAUUUGCGGCGAGUGGAGUUAAUGCAUGUCAAAGACAAACAGGCGUGGCUACUGCGGACAUUGAAGCUGUACGGAAUGGACAGUGGCCAGAGUCUCGUCAAUUAAAAUGUUACAUGUACUGUCUUUGGGAACAAUUUGGAUUAAUCGAUGAAAAAGGCGAAUUAAGUCUAAACGGAAUGUUGACAUUUUUUCAAAGAAUACCAGCCUACAGAGUUGAAGUUCAAAAAGCUAUUCGCGAAUGCAAGAGUAUCGGUGAAUAUUUAGCGAAUGGAGAUAAUUGUCAAUACGCAUUUACAUUUAAUAUGUGUUAUGCGGAAGUAUCACCAAAGACGUAUUACUUAUUUUAAAUUCUGUAAUUACUGAAGAAGAGAAUUAUAUAAUUAUGAAUAAUUAAAUUUUUAUCUAAAUAAAACAAUAAUAUUGAAACUCAAUCGAUUAAAUUUGCGGUUUAAUAACAGGAAGAAUAUUGUGCAACUAUAAUUGUUUUACUUGGAGUAAAUAAACGUGAUUAGAUUUUUUUUCAUACUGCUAUUGAAUAAUAUACGAAUUAAUCAUUUCUAGAGUUUUUUUUUAUUGUAAUUGAAUAAUACGAAAAUAUUUUUCUUUAUUAAGGAUAAGUUAAUUUAUGCUAAUAAAAAUAAUGAUUUAUAAAGCAAUAUAAUAAAAAAAAUAUUAUUAAUCUUCAGCGUUGUGUUAAUGAUAACUUUAAUGUGAUUUUAUAAUUAAAUACGUUUUAUAGAAUCAAAACAAGUAAUAAUUGUAUCAAUUGUAAUUAUUUUAAUGAGUAAUAAAAAUU